AUGAGAAACAACUUCAUCAGGUCUCUUCCAGAUCUAAGUGGUCUCCCCCGCCUUCAGCUUCUAGAUCUGCAAAACAACCUCAUCCAAAGAGCUGCCCAUGUUAUACCACACAAGCUCAAAUCUCUGUCACUUGACAACAACUCACCCAGCUCUCUUCCGAAGAUCAGGCUUGGUCAAAGCCUCACAGUGCUCAAGAUAGGUAGAAAUCGCAUCGAGUCACUUGUUGGGUUUGGUGACACUAACGCAUUAGAGAUCCUUGACUUGAGUAACAAUUCUUUACAAGAUGUAUCCCACAUACCUAUAAUGGACGGACUUAAAUAUGUAACGCUUUCCCAUUGUAAUCUUCAUGGUAAGAGCAUGUUUCAUUCGCUGUACAUGGAUAAUGUGACCCUCUUCCAUCGACGUGAUGCCAGCAACGAACCACUUAAUCUCACGUUGGCACUUGACAGGGAACUAUUCCUACGAUACAACUCCUUUAUCACCAUUCCAUCAAUUAAAGCGAUGCAUGUUGCGGAACUAGAUCUGUCAUUUAAUAACAUCAACCUUCUGGAGCGAGAUUCUUUCAAGUUGACACCAAGAAUCUCGUAUUUGAAUCUCAAGGGUAAUGCCAUCACAAGCAUACAAAUGCAUGCACUGAGAUUCAACAUGCACCUUGUCUUGGUAAACCUCGAGGACAAUCACCUUCAGGUCAUCGGCCAUGAAGCACUUGUGAAGAUGGGCCACUUUGAUUUCCUGCUCGGUAACAAUGACCUUGUCAAUAUCUCACCCCUGACCCUGCCAGAAGUCUCUCGUUCCAUUUCUUUCGAUCCCAAUCCUUGGCGCUGUGACUGUUCCCUGCAUCCAUUGUACAGAUGGUACAUGCGUUCCAACGAAAACACGUUGACCUGUUGGACACCAAUACAUCUUCGAGGAAGGACCCUUGCCACACUGACGGAUGAGGAGCUAUGUCCGCUGAUCAGGAACGUCAGCAACGAAAAUGAUAUUUCUGACAGUCGUGUUGUCAUCACGGAUCUAUUUGCCGAUUCAUGCGGGAUCAGGGUUUUUGACAUACCAGAGUCCCAGACAGCGUAUGCUGUGCGUACGAUCACCAUGAGAAACAACUUCAUCAGGUCUCUACCAGAUCUAAGUGGUCUCCCCCGCCUUCAGCUUCUAGAUCUGCAAAACAACCUCAUCCAAAGAGCUGCCCAUGUUAUACCACAUAAGCUCAAAUCUCUCUCACUUGACAACAACCCACCCAGCUCUCUUCCGAAGAUCAGGCUUGGUCAAAGCCUCACAGUGCUCAAGAUAGAACCCUUGAAGUGGAUGACAACGAUAUUUUGGCAUUCAACCGACACAAUCCCACAUCCUUUCAACAACUGA
This is a messenger RNA of Strongylocentrotus purpuratus (purple sea urchin), 1359 nucleotides long. RefSeq names its product phospholipase A2 inhibitor-like. Lineage: Eukaryota; Metazoa; Echinodermata; Echinoidea; Camarodonta; Strongylocentrotidae. The record is from RefSeq and is a predicted model, not a curated record. Gene Ontology annotation, cellular component: extracellular matrix. Gene Ontology annotation, molecular function: protein binding. The coding region runs from base 1 to 1359 and encodes 452 amino acids. The transcript has 4 exons.